This is a messenger RNA of Pungitius pungitius (ninespine stickleback), 2345 nucleotides long. It is a transcript of the gene hnrnph3, whose product is annotated as heterogeneous nuclear ribonucleoprotein H3 (2H9). Gene Ontology annotation, cellular component: ribonucleoprotein complex. Gene Ontology annotation, molecular function: RNA binding. Bases 81 to 1415 code for a protein of 444 amino acids. The record is from RefSeq and is a predicted model, not a curated record. NCBI's taxonomy places the organism in Eukaryota, Metazoa, Chordata, Actinopteri, Perciformes, Gasterosteidae. The transcript is spliced from 11 exons.
UAACAACAUACCUGGCUGUUGGUAACUUUAGUGACACCUGAGGCUCGGGGCAGGAGCAGGAGACGAGAAGCGACUUGAGAAUGUCGUGUAAUGAAGAGGGCUAUGUGGUUCGGAUCAGAGGACUACCGUGGUCGUGCACGCAGGAGGAGGUUGCCUGCUUCUUCUCUGACUGUGACAUCGUUGGCCAAGUAAACGGAGUGUGCUUUACCUACUCUAAAGAAGGCCGUCCCAGUGGCGAGGCAUUUAUUGAACUGACAAUGCCAGAGGAUUUCAAGAAUGCCCUCGCCAAGGACCGUAAAUACAUGGGACACCGUUACAUAGAGGUGUUCAAGUCGAAUCGUAGUGAAAUGGACUGGGUGCUAAAACGUAGCGGCCCUGCUGACUACGACAGCUGCACCGGCUGCAUGCUGCGACUUCGAGGCCUUCCGUUUGGCUGCAGCAAGGAGGAGAUUGUUCAGUUCUUCUCAGGGUUGAGAAUCGUGCCAAAUGGGAUUACUCUGCCAGUGGACUACCAGGGGAGGAGCACAGGGGAAGCCUUCGUGCAGUUUGCCUCAAAGGAGAUAGCAGAAAAGGCUCUGGGGAAACACAAGGAAAGAAUAGGGCACAGGUAUAUAGAGAUUUUUAAGAGCAAUCGCAAUGAGAUCCGAGCGUACUACGAGCUUCCCCGGCGGGGUAUGGGAGGUCAGAGACCGGGGCCCUAUGAUAGACCCAUGAUGGGGGGACCCAGGGGAGGUUUUUAUGGGCCCGGGUCUGGCCGCGGCGGGGCUCUGAUGGACACCAUGAGGAGUGGAGGGGGCUAUGGAGGAGGUUACAGUGACUUUCACAGCUACAAUGGUUUCAACAACUACUGUUUUGGCAACGGCAUGUUUGAUGAGCGCCUGAGAGGAGAGAGGGGAGGAAGAGGUAAAGUCAUCCCAAGUCUUCUCUCAUCUAGCUUACUGAAGGUUACGCUGGUAAUCUAUGGAUGUGUUUGUGGCUCAGGGAUGGGGGGCCACGGUUACAGUGGUCCAGGUGAUGUUUACUCGGGCUUCCACUGCGGCCAUUUUGUCCACAUGAGAGGUUUACCUUUCCGUGCCAUAGAGGGAGACAUUGCCAAAUUCUUCUCUCCUUUGAAUCCACUGAGGGUCCACAUCGACGUGGCUCCUAACGGCAAGUCGACGGGAGAAGCAGACGUGGAGUUCCGCUCCCAUGAAGAUGCUGUCGUAGCCAUGUCCAAAGACAAGAACCACAUGCAACAUCGGUAUAUUGAGCUAUUUCUUAACUCAACAGCCAGCGUAGCAGUUGAAAUGAGUCGUGGAGGAGGAGGUGCAGGAGGUGGUGGAGGAGGUGGUGGAGGAGGUGGUGGCGGCUACCACUACGGUAACCUGGGAGGGAGCAGAGGCUCACGGAGCAGUGGGCUGCGAUGUUCUUACUGAUGUCCCACUUUUCCAAUCCAUCUUCAUGAUCGUCUCACCUCUGUUCAGGACACAUUUACUCGAUUGCUUUUUUCUGGUCAAAGAAGCGGAUCCAAAGUCAGUCAUUUGUUUUGUAACGUUUGUUUUUUUGUGGUGUCAUAAUGGAAUAAAUUCAGAGAUCAGACUAGGUAUGACCUUAACAAGCACUAUUAUUACACCAUUCCUUAAAGCAUAUGAAGAACAAAAUAACUGAUUUAGGUGGUGAAUAUGUUUAACGCUUAAUAUGAGAUUUUUGAUUAUAUUGUGAAACUUAUUUAAUAUUAUAAAUUAUAUUACAGUACGUAAUAUUGUUUCUCGUGAUUCACUCUCAAAAAUGUAAUAUCUCCAGUGAUUUUAUCAAGAGAAAUCAGCAUUUUGAAAUGGUUUGUUUACGAUCCCGAGGGAACACACACAUUUGUCUCUCUUCACAUAUCGCUGUUGGCAGGAUAUGUUUUCAGUGCAGAUGAGACGCGUCCAUCGUUUCACGGCUCUGAGAUUUGGUGCAAGAGAAGAAAAUAAACAACUUUUAUGGCCCUGACGAGAUUGAUCAGUCAUUUAGAAUCUAAUCAGUUGAUUUUAACUCGGCUUGGACUCUGGGUGUUAAGUUGAAAGAUGGAGCAGUGAGAAGCGGCGACAAAAGAUCACAAGUUUCUUUAGGUUAGAUAUUCUGAUUUAAAUGUAUUUUUAGUAGAACAUUUGAACAUCCUGCAUAUCAGAUCCGCUUUCUUGGUUUGAAAAGUUUGAUAAUAAGAGCCAAUUAGUUUUUUAAUGAAUGUUUUCACAUCAGAAUUUAAAACCAAGUUUAUUAUAUCCUACUUUUAAAGAGUGGUAAGCCAAUGAAGUCUAUAUUUGAGCUGCACGAUGGCUUGUGCAGCUGUUGUACAUUUUGAAAAUAAAUUUUAUAUUUAAUUA